CAGGGGGAGGCGCGGGAGCGGAGAGCGGGGACGGCGCGCAGCGCGAGCGGCGGGCGGGCGGGCUGGCAGGCGGGCUGCUCUCGCGCUCCCGCUCCCACUGUCACCCGCGCAUCCCCGCGCACCCCGUCCUCACCCGCGCACCCCCGCACACGCACCCCCGUUGGCCCGGGCCGCCUGGCGCGGGGCCCCGAGGCGGGGAUCUGGCGGGCAGAACGCGCCCCGCGCCCGAGCCCGCGCCCACCUCGGCGUCUUUGCGCUCCGCAGCGGCGCGCCUCGCCGGGCGCCCCCGCCAGUCCUGCCGGAAGAUGGUCAACGACCGGUGGAAGACCAUGGGCGGCGCUUCCCAACUUGAGGACCGGCCGCGUGACAAGCCGCAGCUCUCUCUUCCUGAGUCUGCACGGCAGACCCCCACGUGUGGGGCAGGGCGUGUCAUUAUUGCCUCCACUUUACAGUGGCCAAGCUGCGGCUACGUGCUGUGCACGGUGCUGCUCUCGCUGGCGGUGCUGCUGGCCGUGGCCGUCACGGGUGCCGUGCUCUUCCUGAACCACACCCACGUGCCAGGCACGGCGCCCCCUCCCGUCGUCAGCACCGGGCCCGCAGGUGCCAACAGCGCCCUGGUCACCGUGGAGAGGGCCGACAGCUCGCGCCUCAGCAUUCUCAUCGACCCGCGCUGCCCCGACCUCACCGACGGCUUCGCCCGCCUGGAGGGCGCCCAGGCCUCCGUGCUACAGGCCCUGGCGGAGCUUCAGGCCCAGCCGAGGCUGGCAGGCGAGCGGGAGCGGGAGCUUCUGGACACCCUGGGGGACCAGCUGCCCCGGCUGCUGGCCCGGGCCUCCGAGCUGCAGGCGGAGUGUGUGGGGCUGCGGAAGGGCCUCGGCGUGCUGGGCCAGGGGCUCGGCGCCCUGCAGAGCGAGCAGGGCCGCCUCAUCCAGCUUUUCUCCGAGAGUCAAGGCCACAUGGCUCACCUGGUGAACUCGGUCAGUGACGUACUAGACGCCCUGCAGAGGGACCGGGGGCUGGGCCGGCCCCGCGUCAAGGCUGACCUUCAGAGGGCGCCUGCCAGGGGAUUGCGGCCCCGGGGCUGCGCCAGCGGCUCUCCGCCACGCGACUGCCUGGACGUGCUCCUGAGCGGACAGCAGGAGGAUGGCAUUUACUCAGUCUUCCCCACACACUACCCUGCCGGCUUCCAGGUCUACUGUGACAUGCGCACAGACGGCGGCGGCUGGACGGUGUUUCAGCGCCGGGAGGACGGCUCCGUGAACUUCUUCCGAGGCUGGGAAGCGUACCGGGACGGCUUCGGCAAGCUCACGGGGGAGCACUGGCUAGGGCUCAGGAGGAUCCACGCUCUGACCACGCAGGCCGCCUACGAGCUCCACGUGGACCUCGAGGACUUCGAGAACGGCACGGCCUACGCCCGCUACGGGAGCUUUGGCGUGGGCUUGUUCUCCGUGGACCCGGAGGAAGACGGCUACCCGCUCACCGUGGCCGACUACUCGGGCACUGCAGGGGACUCCCUCCUGAAGCACAGCGGCAUGAGGUUCACCACCAAGGACCGCGACGGUGACCACUCGGAGAACAACUGCGCGGCCUUCUACCGCGGCGCCUGGUGGUACCGCAACUGCCACACGUCCAACCUGAACGGGCAGUACCUGCGGGGCGCGCACGCCUCCUACGCCGACGGCAUCGAGUGGUCCUCCUGGACCGGCUGGCAGUACUCGCUCAAGUUCUCCGAGAUGAAGAUCCGGCCGGUCCGCGAGGACCGCUAGCUGGGCGCUCCCCACCCUGGCCCCCCGCCCCCACCCAUCCCUGCGCGCCCCCGCCCCC
This is a messenger RNA of Neofelis nebulosa (Clouded leopard), 1824 nucleotides long. RefSeq names its product fibrinogen C domain containing 1 (gene FIBCD1). The record is from RefSeq and is a predicted model, not a curated record. Bases 306 to 1766 code for a protein of 486 amino acids. The transcript is spliced from 8 exons. Lineage: Eukaryota; Metazoa; Chordata; Mammalia; Carnivora; Felidae.